UGUGUGUUAGCUCGUGCUGCUAGCAACUCGGUGAGCUAGCCCUUUUCAACCAGGCUCGGUUUGUGUGCCAGAGAACAGCUGUCUUCAGAGGGGAACCGUCGCUCCUGUUACACGUCGGGUCUCUAUUUAAUGCCAAAGAAGAUGUCCGACUUUCAGAAAACAGUCUGAAGCUAACCAGCGCCAAACAGACGGGGAAGCUACGCUUUUAAUAACGCUUUCCUCGCUGGCAUCCUGAGGAGGAAACCUCUGAGAUUUUUUGGACUGGAUGCGGAAGGAGAAUAUGAGGCAAGCUGUGUGACUAACGCUAACCCUGAGCUAUGCUGCUGGGAUCCAAAAUCAGAAGGAAAUUAAUAACUAUGAAUGUUUCUUCAUACAUUAAUUUGGAUGCCAAUGUGCCAAAAACUCUCAAUCUUGAUUACCCAGAAGGGGUUGGGGUAGAGUGCAGCAACCUCUGUAGAGAAAGGGUGCAAAGGCUGGCAGAAGAAUAUGCAAGGACCCUCAGCCUCAACUGACAUCUGUAAAUACCCCCGACACAGAACUGUUGUCCUUGAUGAAACSGUCUUGGUCACCAUGCUGUCCCCAAAAGAAGUGCCAUCAUAGACACGGUUCACCGUGGCUCAAACUGCUGCACAGUUUCUUUGAGCUGCAUCCUUUAAGGAACCAUUGCAACAUUUGUCCAACCUAACUGUGGAGAUGGGCUCCCAGGCUCUUCAGAUAUUGCGGCAGGGUGUGUGGGCUUCACUCACAGGGGGCUGGUAUGUGGACCCCCAUCAGAGCACGUUUUCCAACUGCUUCCACCUGUACCUUUGGAUCUUUCUCCUGGCUUUCCCCUUUCUUCUGUACAUGGCUCUUCCUCCCAGCUUGCUGGUGGCGGGUGCAUACUCUGCUGUGGUCGCCGUCUUUUUUACCGCCAUCAAGGUGGUGAACUACCGGCUCCACGCCAUGUUCGACCUUGGAGAGAUUGUGGAGAAGAAGCAGGCCUCGCUCACAGCCGACGCUCCGAGAACAGAAGAAGGAGAUGAGGGUUCAGGAGCUCACMAUGGGAAUCACCACAGGGAUAGUCACGUUGGUGUGGAGAUGACCGUGUUUCGGAAGGUUAACUCCACGCCCCCGGUUCGCUGCAGUUCCCAGCACUCCCUGUUUGGAUUAAACCAAGUGUCGGAGUUCUUGCCCCAGAUGGAGGACUCGGGAGGGACUAAGGAUUUAAAAGAAUUGUCUCAGGAGCAAGGAAGCAGCAGUGUAAUCCUGACUUCAGCCCAUCGUGAGAUUGUACAAAAGAGUUCCCAGGACAUCCAGAGGGUUCCCAGUUCGAUCCAGACCUGCAUUGCCACUUCUCUGGGAAGAGAGAUCCCGGGUAUCAUGGGAGUAUCAGGAGUGUCAGCUGGACUUGAAGAGKCUGGAGACUGCUUGUCCAUUCCUCCUUCACCCUCGAGUCAAGAAGAUGGAGGUGAGAAAGAGCAGAUGGAGGAUUCGCCGGAACAGUCMUCUCAUCGGCGUCCUGAGGGAAAUGGGAUGGGAGCGUAUUCUCCCCUCGGCCCCUCUGCUGAAUCUGAGAGCUUGGGAGACACUCCUCUCAGCCCUCUCAUAAAGAGCAGCUUAAGCGAGGAGCUAAGUGAAAAUCUGAUGGGUUUAGGUCUGGACCCGGGGGCGUUCGCACCAGGGACUGAGCAGCCAGGCAGCCGCAGCGGAGUGGCACUGGCUGCUGGAUCCACAGACAGCUGUUUCAGUGCAGGAGGCGCUACGACAGACCGCGAGACACUAAGUACUGUAAGCAGUUACCGCAGUGAAAAAACUGAUUCGACUCYGCUGGAGAGCGCGUCGCUCAGCCAGCCGCAGCCUGCAGAUGGACAGGCGUCUGCCUCGGCACCAGCGAUGGGUUCUAAUGUUCUCAACCACACAGAGGAUCCAACAGGACUGGGUGGCAGUGAUACUGACAACCUGUCAGACAGCGUGCUCCUUCGCUCCCCUUCCAAAGAAUUAUCCAUCAGCCAGGGGCUAGACCGAACACUUGUUGAGGGAGACGAUUUGCCGUCUGUACCUGUUGAUAUUGCACAGCCCCCUCCUCUCCAGAACUCCUCCCCUUCAAGUAGUGGACACUCUGAGYUUUGUGAUUUAGACAGGAAUGUUGCAGGUCCUCCUCUGCCCCCUCCUCGGCAGGCCAAUUCAGUGCCUUCAGGGCUGGCCCUGGGACUAGUGUGUUCUGAGCCCGCCCUGCCCAUAUCCUCCACGCCCCUGCUCCUGUCCGAGGAGCCUGCUCUCCAAACCCAGCAGGUCGUGCGUCCUAAAGACUUGAAGCUGCUGCGGGCCGGCGGCGGGAGCAUGGGCCACAGGCCGGGUCGGAGGAAAGCUCCAAGGCGGCGAGCAGGAGCAGGCAGCAGCAGCUUCGACUGCGGCUCCUACAGGCGUCACCACAAUCACAGACAACACAGAGAUUAUAUCCCGGUGCGCAGCCGACUGGGCGCCAAAGCUUACAGCGAAAGUUUGUUUGAGGAUUCCAGCGAUGAGGACGACGCAAGUGACAUGAGCGCUGGUUCUAGUCUGGGUUCUCAGCGCAGAUACAGCUCAGAUGAGGAUAARGACAACGACGACUCGAGUUCCUCUACCUCCUGCUACUCUUCUGACCACGCCAACACGGACAUGAAGACCCUGCUCUCCACCGCUGCUCAACUCCCCACCCAGAGGGAAGGGGAUUUACCCGAGCCCCCUGGCCCUGCUCAUCCCCGUGCUGCUCAGCGCUCUUCAAGCACAGCUAGUGCUAAGACUCACGCAAGAGUACUAAGUAUGGACGGAGCYGGCGGCGCCCAGAGCAGCACGGCAGCCACGCCCACCACUUUACUGUCAAUGCCCUCCACCUCCACCCCAGCACCACGCACGCUCACCAUGUCCAAGUCUGAUCUGGAGGCCCGCACCAUACACACCGAAGGCUUCUCUGGGGGCCAUCAUCAUCGGCUGGACUCUCUUGGGGGGUCUUGGACCGGCAACCAGAUGGGUUGGAGGGCAGGAGAGCUGAUUGAAGAGGGAGCUGUAGGCGGAGCUUUGGGUCCAGAGGACGGGAACAAACACGAGUCAGUCAGCAACGUUAAACGCACCCAGGCAAUACGCAGGAGGCACAAUGCUGGGAGCAACCCUACACCUCCUCCUUCAACCAUGGGAUCCCCUCCCAGCCUCCAAGACCUUCAGCGAUCUCGCACCUCCUCUCAUUCACGCACACGCACACUUCCCUCAGCCUUACAGUUUGCGUCUUCACUCCUCCUGCCCCGCAGUGGCAUCCACGAGGCCUCCACCUUUGAUGACACGUCAGAGGGAGCUGUGCACUAUUUCUACGACGAGAGCGGAGUAAAAAGGUCCUACACAUUUGGACCUUCUGGAGGUGGAUAUGAGGACCCAGUUCAGGAAAGAGAGAGGCAGUCCCAGUCCUCCAGCUUCACCUCCACUGAGGUCCAGGAAGGGGCACCGGUCCUGUCCAUCCUCCAGCCUAGACCAGUGGUUUUACAGGGCAUGCAAGUGCGCAGGGUACCCCUGGAAAUGCCUGAGUUUGAUCUGGACCAUGAAUCCCUUCAAGAGUCCCAUGAAAACACUCUGAUGAUCGAGGAGAAAGCCAAACCCAAACAGUACUAUCGGUUCUGGGUGCUGCCUGGAAAGUGGCUGAGGGUUCGAUACGACCGACUGGCUCUUCUGGCUUUACUGGACAGGAACCGCAGAGUGGGUGAGAACGUGUUUGCUGUGGUGUUGGCCAGUCUGGUGGCCUUCCUGGGGUUCUUACUGCUGCUGCAGGGCUUCUUCAGGGACAUCUGGGUCUUCCAGUUCUGCCUGGUCAUCGCCAGCUGCCAGUACUCCUUACUGAAGAGCGUACAACCAGAUGCAGCCUCUCCCAUGCAUGGUCAUAACUGGAUCAUCGUGUACAGUCGUCCGGUGUAUUUCUGCUUGUGCUGUGUGAUGAUCUGGAUCUUUGACCUGUCUGGACGUUCUGGAAGCAUGCAGCCAUUCUCCCUCUACGGUGUCACCUUCUUCUCUGCACACUUUCUGCUGUGUGUCAGAGAUAUGCUGAUUGUUUUUGCCUUGUGUUUCCCGGCCAUUUUCCUGUUUGGGUUGCUACCUCAGGUUAAUACUUUUGUGAUGUGUCUGCUGGAGCAGAUCGACAUGCACGUUUUUGGUGGAACUGCCACRACCAGCCCGCUCUCGUCUCUGUUCAGCCUCAUUCGCAGCGUGUUGGUGGCCGCUCUGCUGUAUGGGUUUUGCCUCGGCGCUGUCAACGCUCCGUGGGGGGAUGCCCAUGUGCCAGUGCUGUUUUCUGUUUUUUGUGGCCUUCUCCUGGCUUUCUCCUAUCACCUCAGCCGGCAGAGCAGCGAUCCUACCAUUCUGUGGUCACUGGUCCGGUCUAAAAUACUCCCAGAACUGGAGAACAGAACACCAGAAGACCCCCCUGUGGAGAUCAAGGACCCUCUGCCUGAGAAGCUGCGUAACUCUUUGGGUGAAAUUCUUCAUUCAGACCUCGUCAUGUGUCCCCUCAUGGCUGUCAUCACCUUCGCCAUCAGUGCCAGCACCGUUUUUAUCGCUCUGCAGCCUGCACUCAGCUUCGUCCUGUACAUCCUAGCUGGAGUUAUAGGCUUCAUUACACACUAUCUCCUGCCUCAGCUCCGCAAACAGCUGCCCUGGUUCUGCCUGGCCCACCCUGUCCUCCGCUCCAAAGAGUACAGUCAGUUUGAGGUCCGAGAUGCUGCUCAGUUGAUGUGGUUUGAGAAACUGUACGCGUGGCUUCAGUGUGUGGAGAAGUACUUCAUCUACCCGGCUGUGGUGCUGAACUCUCUUACAACUGAAGCUCGAACAGUUGGCCAGAAUCACAAAGAGAUGGACAUUUACAGCCGUGCGCUCUUCAUCUCUGUAGCAGGCAUGAAGCUGCUGCGUUCGUCCUUCUGCACCCCGUCYCAUCAGUACGUCAUGCUGUGCUUCACCACCCUCUUCUUCCACUUCGACUACCCGCAGUUUUCAGAGACCUUCCUAAUCGACUACUACUUCAUGUCCAUUCUCUUCAGCAAGAUGUGGGACCUUCUGUACAAGCUGCGCUUUGUGUUGACUUACAUAGCCCCGUGGCAGAUCACCUGGGGCUCGGCCUUUCAUGCUUUUGCACAACCUUUUGCUGUGCCCCACUCUGCUGUGCUUUUUGUCCAGGCCAUUUUUUCUGCUGUCUUUUCCACYCCCCUCAAUCCAGUUUUAGGCAGCGCUGUGUUUGUCACCUCGUACACAAGACCUGUAAAAUUCUGGGAACGAGACUACAACACCAAACGUGUCGAUCAUUCCAACACAAGACUCGCCACUCAGUUAGAUCGCAACCCAGGUGCUGACGACAACAAUUUGAACUCUAUUUUCUAUGAGCACCUGACYCGCUCCCUGCAGCACAGCCUGUGUGGAGACCUGCUGCUUGGGCGUUGGGGCAACUACAGCACAGGCGACUGCUUCAUCCUCGCGUCAGACUACCUCAACGCUCUGGUGCACAUCAUCGAGAUCGGAAACGGCCUCAUUACCUUCCAGCUGAGAGGUCUAGAGUUUAGAGGGACCUACUGUCAGCAGAGGGAGGUAGAGGCCAUUACAGAGGGGGUGGAGGAGGAUGAAGGCUGCUGCUGCUGUGAACCGGGUCAUCUGCCCCACAUGUUAUCUUUUAACGCUGCGUUUGGACAGCGCUGGCUGGCCUGGGAAGUGGCUGCCACUAAAUAUGUCCUGGAGGGUUACAGCAUCAGUGACAACAAUGCUGCGUCGAUGCUGCAAGUGUUUGACCUUCGUAAGAUCCUCAUCACGUACUACGUCAAGAGCAUCAUUUACUACGUCAYCCGAUCCUCUAAGCUUGAAGAGUGGUUGACUAACGAGACAAUUCAGGAGGCUCUGCGGCCGUGCCUCGGCUCCAACUACGUGGACAGUGAUCCCACCUUCAACCUGAACAUCGAUGAAGACUACGAUCACAGAGCCUCCGGCAUCACCCUGUCCUCUUUCUGUUUGAUUUACCUGGACUGGGUGCAGUAUUGUAACAGCAGGCGUCAAACGCCGGUGGUUUGUGAAAGAGAUUCUCCGCUCGUCAUCCUGUGUUUUGGUUUGUGUAUCCUGGGAAGGAGAGCUCUGGGCACAGCGUCUCACAGCAUGUCUGCAAGUUUGGAGCCUUUUCUCUACGGCCUCCACGCUCUCUUCAAAGGAGACUUCCGCAUCACAUCUCCCAGAGAUGAAUGGGUGUUUGCAGAUAUGGACCUGCUGAAUCGGGUUGUGGCGCCAGGAGUACGGAUGUCCCUCAAACUCCACCAGGAUCACUUCACGUCUCCGGAUGAAUACGAGGAUCCCAUGGUUCUGUUUGACGCCAUCACUGCCAACGAAGAGAAGAUGUUGAUAUCGCAUGAAGGUGACCCCGUGUGGCGCAGUGCCAUCCUGGCCAACAUGCCCUCGCUGCUCGCGCUGCGCCACAUCAUGGAUGAUGGCAGCGACGAGUACAAGAUCAUCAUGCUCAACAAGAGGUUCCUCAGCUUCAGAGUCAUCAAGGUGAACAGGGAGUGUGUGCGGGGGCUGUGGGCAGGUCAGCAGCAGGAGCUGGUUUUCCUGCGUAACCGUAACCCAGAGCGUGGAAGCAUUCAGAACGCCAAGCAGGCCCUGAGGAACAUGAUCAACUCCUCCUGCGACCAGCCGAUUGGCUACCCCAUAUACGUGUCCCCCCUCACCACCUCAUACGCUGGGGGGCACAGUCAGCUGCGCUCCGUGUGGGGAGGGCCAGUCAGCCCACACAACAUUUACACCUGGCUCAUCAGCAGCUGGGACAGGCUGCAGAAAGGAUGCGGCGCUGGAUGCAACAGCGGAGGAAACAUCGAGGACUCCGACUGCGGUGGCGGCUCCACCUCCAUCUCCACCAACCCAGCCAUUCACACCACCCAAAGUACCCCCGCCUCCAGCCUCCCCCAGCAGCACAUCACAACCCUCCAGCCUUCCAUGGGCACAGAUUACCCCAUCGGCCCAACCCAAAGCUGGCCUCACCACCCUCAGCCUCUCCCAUUAGCUCUCCUCAGCCAAUCAGAAGGCAGAAUGGAGGCAGGACUGCUAACUUCUCUACAGCGAACGUCCUCCAUCCAGGGGCUUCUGGGCCAGCAGCUCUCCAGCUCCCAGCUCUCCUUCAGCAGCUCUGUGGCUCCUCCCCCUCUUCCAGGUGCAGAGCGCUUCUGCCCAGCGGCUCUCCUGGAAAACUCAGGGCACAGAGUGGGCCAGCGGAGCGGGCCGCACUACGAAGGCCACUUUGGGAAGUGGAGUUUUUCAGGCAGAAAAGGCUUCAGCGGAGCAUCUUCAGUGGAAACAGAAGGKGCAGUACCGACAAUACGCACACAGCCCGCCCCCCCUGCACCACUACAGGAGGCCGUUCUGACCCAGGACCCGCUGGGAGCCACUCAGACCCUCAAUCCAACCGCGCUGCUGGCUUCAGGAGACCCCCCGACCCCGAAAGAGGAAUCCACAGAGCUGCCUUUACUUGAUCACCUGCGCUGAGCUCGCACCGGUGAUGGUUUCUACAAUAAAAAAGCACACAGUGGACCAAAGCGGGUCCGCCCAGAACCAGACUCAUUCCAGCCUUCGGCACUCAUUCUCUCUCUCUCUCAUUCAGUGCAACGAUUUGUAGAUUCUCCCAAUGUCCCACUGAUACAGGCUAAAUCUGGGUACACACACACACACGCUCUGUCUCAACAUCUGGUAGCAUGCUGAGCUGAUGCACGACAGACCAGGGAUGAUUUGAACCAACCUGUUUUAUUCUGAGGUUGAGUGUCGUCAUGAGGUUUGUUGUUUCAUUCACUCCCAUUUUUGUUUUUUUACAAACACGAGCUCUGUGUGUCUCUGGACAAGCUUUGGGUCAGAACAGCGACAGGCAUGAAUGGCCAGUGCAAUUACAAGGGAUGGUUUUAUUUUUUUAUACUGGACAAAGGUCUUGGCGACAGCAGCGUCAUUUUUCAUAGCCAAUCAAAACAGAUCAAUAUGUGACGUAUAAAGAAGUGAAGGACGUGUAGGAGCCGUGACGAGCCUUUCUGUUUGGGUUUCAUCCCGUUCCUGACUGGACCUGCAGCAGAGUCGGCGCUUGAGGAGCCUCUGCUUCCACGUUUCUUCUCCACUCAACAUGUAAUGAGCAAGUAAAGAAAGAAAACCUCAUCAACAUCCAACCGUUUGAGAUUCAGGAGAAGAAAAAGACAAACAUCCUCCUCCAUCCGAGCCAACAAGUGGUGCUUUCACAGCUCGUUUACAGAGGAUUCAGUCCCGACUCGGAGCAGAACGGGUGGAUCGGGAUCAAACAGGAUCCUGUCUGACCUGAAGGUGUUGAACGUUUUGUUUUGUUUUACUUGAAGAAUCUUCAGCGUUUGAGACUUAAGUUUUCCAUCGGGGAAACUGUAACGCCCCGUCAGGAUGGAUCCAAUCAGAUCACGGCUCUCCAAACGGCAGGCUGCUGUGGUUCCUUUACAUGCAGUACCCCCUGACCACCCCCCAGCACCAUUACUGUACUACUGCUUCUGCAUCUCCUACUACUAGUAAACCCACUACUACUGCUGUUUCUACAACAGUUACAUCCAGCGUUUUAGUUGGAAGGUAAAUUGAAAACAAAAAAGUGGACUAUUUAUUUGAAUAUUGUCUUACAGAUAUCUUUUACAGGGUUUGUCUUCACGGUGUGCUGAUAUGAAUUCUACCUUCUGUCUACUGCAUCCCCUCCCCUCCCUCUUGUGUUUGCAUCAAAUCAUCUCAGCAGCGAUCAUGUUUAUUUUUUGAGGAAAACGUUUGUUUUGAUGGUGUUUUGUGUGGAACGUAUGAGCAGUCAGUAUGUAACCUGUCAUAGACAGCAAUUAAAAUGCUGUUUGGGGAUACUAAGCUAGUCAAUUAUCAGAACUGGGCCAUGACAUUGGUAGUAAAAAAGGGAUAGUUUACAUUAUUUAAAUGGAGUUUGGAAAGAUUAAUAAAAAAUCUCAGUUUAAAGAAAUGGGUUGCAUUUCACCAAAUUGAUGAGCUGAUGGCUAGUCCAAGUGGGGAAAAACAAGUGAAUCGCUGUCAAUCAAACAUCUGAUUCUAGUUCAUGAGCUUUUUUUUUCUACAACUUUAUAUUUCCUGCUUAAAAAUUAAAAAUUUACUCCAACUUGUGAUUCCCUUGUCCACUGCAGGUAAGAUACUGACUGCUCAGAAGUCUUCUACAGAACACAAAGAAAAUGUCUUUAAAUUUAUAACGCAACUGGAAAUAUUCCUGAGAAGUCACGUUGAAGAUGGUCUUUCCCCCCACUCUUGCACUAUAUUUUUUGACCACUGUGAAAAACUAAAAACUGAGUUUCUGUGGGUUCCAGUCAACUGUAAACACACAACAUGAAGCUGUCAGACCCAAGAGUUGUUUGUCUGUCCAGUGGUUUUUAGACUCUUUGUCCAGUUGUCUAGCAAUGUGCCAUAGCAUUAACCAUAAACCUGGAGGUUUUUUUAUUAUUUUCGUCAAAUCAAAACAAGAAAAACAGGAAAGAAAUAAAAUUUUAUUCCACAUGAAGUCUUUAAAAAUGAAACUUUAAAGUGGAGUUUUUAUUUUGAGGCGGUUUCCUCAGGUGAGAUUAGGUUUUGGAGCAAUGCAGGGUAAAGAUCCACAUCAUGGCAUUUGCUCAGUUACAUUUUUCCAAUUUUCAACAGUUUCUUUGUAAAAUAAGCUUGUUUUGAUGCACACUAACAUUUUGUCUGCUGCAGGUAAGACACUGACUACCCACACCAAUUUUUUUAAGUCCUUUUUAGAAUAAAAUCACAAUUUAGUGUUCAGUUGAAACAAGACGUCCCUUUUUCCUUGGCUCGGUGUAAAAAACCUGCAUCUGUAUGAAACGACUUCCUGCUGAUGUUUUUCUCAUUUAAUUUUUACGUUUGAGCAAAAAGUUUUWUUUUUUUUUUUUUGAAGCAGUGAAGGCGUCCGCAUCCCUCUCACAAUCUGUUACCACCCUUAACUCAGGAAAAACAAACUUAUUGAUCAGUGCUGGAUUUUCUUUUUAUUUGUUUAUUUCGUACACAAAAGGAACAGGAAGUUGUGCUUUUAUUUUUUUUUCUGGGAGUCAGGAAAGCACAAGCUAACAGACAGAUGUGGGUGUCGGAGGAGAAAUUUUUAAAGGGAUUUCUUAAUGUCUGAACCUCUGUACAGCAUGUUUCCUAUAUAAAUAUAUAUUUAAAAUAAAUCUAUUUUAUUAUUGGAUUUUGGUUUCUUCAUCAGAAACACUGAGGUUUCAGAGUGGGAUUGUUGCGUUUCGGACCCUUCAGUGUGAAACGCUGAAAAUAAACGUGCAGUUUGGGAAGAAUUACUGAGAACUUCUUUUGCACAACACCGUUCACCAUCCCUGCUUUUUGUUUUCUUUCUCUUCUUUUUGGGAGGCAGAUUGUUUAUUUAAGAACUUUAGGUCAAAUGUUCUGUACAGUUUUUUAUGUGACCCCCUUUCUUCUAUUUAAAUUAAAGUUUUUGUCUUUGUUUGCAAAUCA
This is a messenger RNA of Austrofundulus limnaeus, 10482 nucleotides long. Its product is annotated as pecanex 3. Gene Ontology annotation, cellular component: membrane. The transcript has 36 exons. The record is from RefSeq and is a predicted model, not a curated record. NCBI's taxonomy places the organism in Eukaryota, Metazoa, Chordata, Actinopteri, Cyprinodontiformes, Rivulidae. Bases 694 to 7506 code for a protein of 2270 amino acids.